AUGAAAAACACAACCAAAACUAAUAAUAGUCCAGUUAAUGGGAGGCACGACAUUCGCAUAUUUCAAAAGGAUUUCUAGCCUGAGAGCUAAGAUGAUUAGGCUGAGAAUAGUAAAACAAAUGACAGCGUUUAAGAAGAAAGCAAAGAUGAAGUCAAGCUUCCUAUGAGCAAUCUAGAUUAAGAAUUUAGUAAACUCUAGAGCAGACAGAAGUAUUCAGAGUAUUAUCACUUUUAAAAAUUAUUGGGCUAGGGCGCGUUCUGCUCAGUGUAUCAAGCAAUUGAUAAAUUGACAGGCGAGACUAUCGCUGUAAAAGUCAUCAGGAGAAAAAAUCUCAAUAGCAAUGACGUAAAUCUUUUGAGAUAAGAAGCGGAAAUUCUAUAAACUCUUGACCACUAAAAUAUUGUGUAGUUUAAACAUAUUCGAGAAAUCGGUGGGCGUAUUUUUCUUGGAAUGGAGCUUUUGAGAGGAGGACAACUAACUGAACUGAUUAAAUAGAAGAAGAGCUAGAACAUGAAAUUUACUGAUGAGGAAGCAUCUUCCAUUAUGCGUUGCAUUUUGAAAGCAGUUGCUUAUAUACAUUCAAUUGGGAUAGUUCAUAGGGAUUUGAAACCUGACAAUAUUCUAAUUGGUGAUGUAAAUGAUCUCUCAACAAUAAAACUUGGAGAUUUCGGCUUAAGUGCUAAGUAUGAGCAUAGUUCUUUUAUAACUCUUGAUCAGCAUUGUGGUACUUUGAUAUUUAUGGCUCCAGAAGUAGCCCUUAAAAAGGAAUAUUCAAGAAGUGUAGACAUCUGGUCACUAGGAAUCAUAAUGUACAUGUUACUCACAGGAGGGAGUCACCCACUAUUUUCUAGCAAAGACACAGCUGAGACCUACAAAGCGAAACUUAAAAAUAUCAAGCAGUUAUCUUUUCCUUCCCACUUAUCAGUUCUAGCUAAAAAUUUCUACAUAAGACUCACUAAAUUCAACAUUGCUCAAAGGUAUGCAGCUAGUGAUGCUUUACAGCAUCCAUGGAUAACAAGGAUUAAUAAAACUCUGAUUCCUCUAACAUUACCAGACAAAAUGAAUCAUUUUGAACUGGAAUCUAAGCUCAAACAUAAAAUCUCACUUAUGUUUUUUGCUUCGAUUAUUAAAAAAGCUGCCAUUCGAAAUUCAGGCAUCAAAGAAAACAACUUUACAGAUCCAGAUAUGCUAAACUAUAAAAGACUUUUGAACAAAGUAACCAAGAAGAUUGAUAAGUGGCAUGAGGAAAAAUCAAAGCUUAAAGAGUAAUUUGAAAAGGAUGAAGAAUAUAUAGAACAUGAAUAGAGCCCCACAAAUUUUGAUUCUUCAUCUGAUGAAUCUGAGAGUAUCGAUAGUGCAAAGAAAUAAAGUCCUUCUCGCGUAAGUUAUGAUGGCAAAACUUCAGAGAUGAAUUCAAAUAGCAGUAAAACCAAUCAAGAUCAAUAGAGCAAUUUGAGAUUGAAUAUUAUAAAUUCAAAUAACUAUGAAGAGACUGAACUAAUCCAUUUUUUAAAAAAUUAGGACAAUUAAAAAAGAUCUAAGCAAGGCAGUAUCAAUGUCCAAACACAGAUGCAAAUCCCCAAUUUUCAAAGGAAAAAAAGUCUUAAGAAGACAUCAGUAACUGGUUCUCCCCCAGUUAGGAAGGAUUAACAAUAGCUAAUUUUGGAUAAAAAGAAAAGAUCCCCAAUGAAAGUAGCUUCAAGUACUGCUGAAGGCUUAAAUGGAGUUCCAUUAUCUGGUGUAUCAACAUAAUCCUCUAAUUAGAAUCCAAUGAGCUAACUGUAAGCUUCUAAAACUGAAGACAAGCAAGAGAAAAAUUUGCAAAUCGCAAAUUAAUCAUCAUUUGGUUCAUACUACGACUAAACCCAAGCAGCCUACUAGAGUUUUAAAAAUACCAAUUAGAUUUUCUAAUAAAGUGUUAAAAAUGCUAAUACUAAAGGUGAACCAACAAUGGAGGAGUAAUUAAGGUAGUCUUUCAUUAACUCAGACAGAGUUUUAUAAAUUUAAAAUUAAGUUGACCCCUAUCCUUAGAAUAGCUCAACAUAUAUUGCUACUUAGUCAGGACAAAGCCAAAUUGCUAAGAAGAAUUUGAAUAUUAGUUAAAUAUCAGGAGCAGGAGACAUUAGUGUUUUUGAAGCAGCUCAUAAUGAACAGAAUAAUGCUAAUUUCCUAUAAUAAAAGAGAGGUUUGAAAUCCUUUAGAGAUUAGGAUGGUAAUCCUACUAAUAUCAAGAAAGUAGGGUCUAAGAAAUAAAACCACAAUAUCCAAUAAUAAUCAUACCCUCAAUAGACUACCACACAUUAGAUAAAUUUGAAUGACAUCUUAAAGAAAAAUGAGGGCUAUGAUUAGAAAUUCUUAUUCAAAAAGAACUUCAUUCCGAAGUAGAAGCCUGUAAUGAUUGCCAAUCACAUGCUCACUUAACAGUAGUACUACCCUAAUGGUCAUCAUCACAAUAGUAGCCAUGGCUCCACAUAAUCUAAUUUUCAUAAUUAGAUGUAAAAUACUGGUUACCCCUUCUAAAUGAACUUCAAAGCAAAAAGACCUAAGAAAUCUGGCAAUAAGAGUCACUCAUAAGGAGGGGCUAACUAAUAAAGCGCUAAUAAGUAAAAGUUAAAUUAGUCCAAUAUGCCUUUAAACUAUUUCACAUUGAACAUUGAGCAAGAGGAAAAUAUCCCUCGUGAAAUGCACUCUGUGGCUCACAAAUACUGGAACUCUAAUCAAAAUGACCCUACUUCAUAGUAGGAAUUCGGUCAUAAAGGAUCAUCGAGUGACUUACCUUUGAUUGUAAACAAAGUUUAAAAUAAAUAAGCUGACUCAUAAAAUUCUUCAAAUCUAUAAAUACCAUUACAAAAAAGUAAGACUAAAAAUUAUGACUCUAAGUUCAAGAACUCAGGAAUAUCUGUAAAUGGCUCCGCGAAUCUUUUCAAUGGAUUCAUGAGCAGCAAUAAUAGUGCAAUUAAAGAAGAGGAUGGUUAUAUUGGACAGUAGAAUAGACCAAUUACAUCUGGUUCAGGUAAAUAGGGUCAAGGAUCGCUUGCUCAAGGUUAAAAUAGAAAUAAUCUCAAUAUGAUAGAAUAGUAGCAAUUAUAUACAUUUGAUCAAAUGAGAAGUUAGUAUGAAACAGAGCAUCUUAACAAUAUAAUCUCAAGUUAAUUUGCUACACCAAAUAUGAGCAAAGGAAAAGCAAACGGCAAGAUGAAGGGUCUAGACUUAGGUAAUCCAAUGAGCUAGAUGGAGUGUCACACCACUAAGAAGAAAACAAACAAUUACCAGCUAGGUGAUGAAUUCGUAAGCUAAAGCAUUAUGAAAGAUCUUGCAGGCGCCAAUAAAAGUUUUGACAUGGAACUGAUUAACUAUUAGCAAUUGUAGCAAAAUCAGUAAUAAUUUGAAAGUGGAGUUAAAAGUCAAUACUCACAUAAGAGACAUAAGUCUAUGAGUAACAAACUAAAACAAAGCUAAAUAAAUUAUCAUAAUCAGAACAAUAGCAAUCAUCCAAUGAUCGACCCUGAUUACAAGUAACUCGGCAAUUUUAAAGUUCCUCAUACUAAUCCAAGAGGUUCAAUUGCUUCAAAGGGUGAAUCAGGUAUGCCCAUGCAGCAUCUAAUAAUCACUUAAAUGGAUAGCAAUCAAAGCCAUUCAAAUCCUAAUACCAACAAUAACACUACAACAAAUACACAUGCUAAUAAUAGCAAUAACAAUUCUUUUUCCAUGAAUAAUCAAAGUAUGCUCAGCACAUAGUAUCAUCAUCACCAUCAUCAUAAUGGAGGCCAUGUAAGUCAUCACAAUAGCAGACAUAUGAACUCUGUGGGAGGCACUGGAGGGGGCACUAUGCAGUAGAAGCCAGGCACUGGAAUGCCUAAUGGAAUUCAGGGCCAAUAAGUCAUAUUGACUGACAACUACGUGAAUGGAUUCACAAACUAGAUCAUCAAGUACAAAAACAAGAUCAUUAUUAGGUAACCUUGA
This is a messenger RNA of Stylonychia lemnae, 3963 nucleotides long. The record is from the annotation of a GenBank genome assembly. NCBI's taxonomy places the organism in Eukaryota, Ciliophora, Spirotrichea, Sporadotrichida, Oxytrichidae.